Molecule: messenger RNA, 3633 nt
Organism: Diuraphis noxia (Russian wheat aphid)
Lineage: Eukaryota; Metazoa; Arthropoda; Insecta; Hemiptera; Aphididae
Product: chorion peroxidase-like
Biological process (GO): response to oxidative stress
Molecular function (GO): heme binding; peroxidase activity
Source: RefSeq, a predicted model, not a curated record
CGGACCGAAUAUCACUACCGUCUAUAGCCACCACCAAUCUGUUAACGAUUCACUGACCGAUUAAUCGCUUUUCGCCAACUGUACGUCUGUACGUAUAUCCACAUAAUUGUACAUAAUUUAUWACCAUAUUAUAUUUAAAACGCGAUUUCAGACAAUCGACGUUUCGGGUUUUGUAUAUCUUCCACCGCACACACAACCUGACUUGUCUGUGGAAAAUUGCAAAGGCGAUUACAUUCCAUGCGGAUGGCCGCCAUCAUGGAGCUGCGAGUGUUCGUGCUAUGUUCGUUCGUCUGGUGUUUCGGACAUGCCGCACAAUACGCGCCGAUCGACGGUGUGGACGGCAACGACUGUGCCGUUGUGCUAGAAGGAUCAAAACAUUUCAUUUACAACAGUGGAAAGGGUUCACCACACCGAUCGGCGGCUCACAUGUGUAUCACGUACGAUACGGUCAAUAGAGCUUUUCUGGACGUCCAAAACCGUCACACGCUGCUGGAACCCAACGACCAAUGGGGCCCGGUGCACUUUGCUAGACUUGGAGAGUUGCUGCUCGACGUGUCACAAGUGCUCACAAAAAUGUAUGACUUGAGCGCGGACGACGUGAACAAAUUCUUGCCUGCCAUUGAUACGUCCAAGACGCUUAUCCGGAACGUGUGCCCGUCUUGUUUGACGAGGGUGGUGUGCAAACCAGGCAAGUACCGUAGGCCCGACGGACUGUGCAACAAUGAAGACAACCCGACGUGGGGCGCCACAAUGUCAACGUUCAACAGAUUGAUGACACCACGGUUUUCCGACAAGUUGUCUGCACCCAAGGCGUCGGCUUCCGGACAACCACUGCCCAUGGCCAGAGUCGUGUCCCGAACCAUUCAUCCCGACGAGGGGCUGCACGAGCACGCCGGUACCGUUAUGUUGGUCGCUUGGGGACAGUUUAUGGACCAUGACUUGACGCUGACGGCCACUCCGUUGGACCCGGUGAACAGGAACGAACCCGAAGAAUGUUGCGGCCGUCCGGAUCACUUGAAGAACAAAUACUGUUAUGAGAUAAAAAUACCCGAGGAUGACAACUUUUACAGGAAUCACAACGUCAGGUGUCAGGAUUUUGUACGAGCUUUUCCGGGCGUCAAGCCCGACUGUAGAUUGGGACCUAGGUCCCCGUUCAACCUACUCACCCCGGUGAUCGAUGGCAACACCAUUUACGGAGUGGAUGAAACGUUUUCUCGGUAUCUUAGGUCCGGAUACACAGGACAGCUGAGAAUGAACCCGGCGUUCUCAAAUUUGGGACUGAAAGAACUGUUGCCUAUGAAAUUGAACAUCCCGGACGAAGGUUGCAUCAGAUCGAAUUCUUCUCAGUACUGUUUUGAAUCAGGUGAAAUUAGAGUGAACGAACAGCUCGUCCUCACGUGCAUCCAUACUCUAAUGGCCAGAGAACACAACCGGGUGGCUAAAGAGCUGUCUCAAAUAAAUCCGCACUGGAACGACGAAAUGCUCUAUCAGGAAGCCAAGAGAAUUACUGUGGCUGAAAUACAACAUAUAACGUACAACGAAUUUCUGCCCAUACUUUUAGGCAAAGAUGUGAUGGAUAAACAUAGCUUGACGAACAGAAAAAAAGGAUAUUGGAACGGAUACGAUUCAAACGCAAAUCCCAAUAUAUUGGCUUCGUUUUCGGCGGCGGCCUUUCGUUUCGGCCAUUCUCUGUUGCCGAAUGUCAUUGAACGCUGGAGCAAAGCUCAUGGUUUUAUCGCUUCCAAAAAAUUGUCUGACUUGAUUCGUCGGCCKUUCGAUUUGUACAGAGCAGGCGCCAUAGACGAGUACUUGAUGGGCCUUAUGAAUCAAGUUGCACAGGCAAUGGACGAUUCAAUAACACAAGAAGUAACUAACAAUUUGAUCAAAAAGCCGGGUAAAGGGUUUGGUUUCGACCUGGUGUCGUUCAACAUACAGAGAGGCAGAGACUUUGGGUUACCCGGUUACAUGGAGUUUAGACGCCACUGCGGGUUGACCGUGGCCAACAGAUUCGAAGAAAUGGCAGGAUUCAUGCCUAAUUCCACCAUACAACGUUAUCAGACGAUAUACUCAUCACCGUUUGACAUCGACUUGUGGUCUGGUGGAGUGUCAGAAAAGCCUGCACAAGGAAGUGUGGUUGGGCCGACGUUCGGUUGCAUAAUUGCAUCUCAAUUCAGUCUGUUGAAAAAGGGUGAUCGGUUUUGGUACGAAUURCCCGACCAACCAUCUUCGUUUUCACCGGAUCAGUUACAAGAGAUCAGAAACGUCCGGUUGGCGCGAUUGGUUUGCGACAACACCGACAUCAUAGACACGGUUCAAAUGUAUCCGAUGGUGUUGUCAGAUCAUGAACUGUACUCAAACGUAGAGAAAAGUCUCAAAUCUGGUAUGACGGAAGCAAAGAUACAGUUCUGUGACAACUGCAACUCAACGGCUAUGGACACAGGGAUCGGGAUGACAGACCCUGGGACGCGUGUGAUUACGAUCAUCGAAGCGACGGACGAGUUGGAUGGAAACACGGUAAUAAACUCAAACUCCAUAUUCAGCGGCAACGACAAAAGGCUAAAACGAGGCGUGGAAGCCGCUUCGUUGGCUGGCAAUGGUACGGUGGAUAGUGACGACGACCCGUCGUUGUCGGACGAGAUGAUGCUGGCUGGACUGGACGUACCCAAGGCAACGCCAAUCAAACGUGACACGGCCGACGGGCUGCCGGAUAUGACGCAAGCGAUCAUGGAACAGCGUGUCGACUACGACGUGGACGAGGAGUUCCAAGUGGCUAAUGGACAUGGGUUCGAUUCACCUAGAACCAGGCCGGUGAACAACUACCGCGGUUACAACAACCGCCACCCUGAUGAACACUUGGAAGACGACGGUGAUGAUUUUGAUGAUAGUGACCAUAAUUCGCACUACGAGUACGUGCCAAUGGAGUUCGACGACGAAGGCAACCACAGGCCACUAACUUUGCCAAACUACUUGGACUCUAAGAAGCCCGUCAAGUCCAGCAAGUAUGGUGCGUCCAAGGCGCCAUCAUAUCCACGGCCGCCCGCUUUUAAUAGUUAUGGAAACGGAGGCAGUAGUAGUGCAUCUCCGCUGUUGCACAGUCAUGACUUCGUGCCGCUGCGCGGUAAAGGUAAUGGAGGAGGAACUGGAGGCUUCGGAGGAGGAAAUUCGGCUACGGGAUAUUCGUAUGGAGUAGUCGAAGGUCUGCAGUCUGAUGGUGAUUUUGAUGACUAUCGUGACGUACCAUCGCCGUACUUAAGUCGACCGUUAUUGGGUGGUGGCGAUGGACCUAAGUCGUUCGUAUCGAUGACUCGCAGCAAUUCAGACGAGGCCGAUCCCGGUGACGUAUUCAACAUCGAUCACGGRCGUGGCUCUUAUGGCGGCGUUAAGGGUCCACCACGUGAUCACCGAGGUUACUCGUCCGCAGACCACGAUUACGAGGACGAUACAUACCGCGGUCACGAACCUGCGAAGUCGGUACCGAUUUCGCCGUACUACUAUCGCUCUGGCGAUUACGCUCACGAACCAUCAUCGACUUCGGUCCAGUCCAAGAUACACGACACCGACGGAAAGCCGCCGAAGUCGAAGGCCUACUGGAGGAUGUCGUACGUGCAGGACAUUUAGGAACCACCUCACCGA